AUGGGAGAGGUGACGGCGGUGGAGGUGGCUCAGGUCCUCCCCAAGGGUCGUGGUCAGCCCCGUCUGACCAUCCCUGGAUGGCCAACACCACAUCCAUGGCUGACCUGUCGUGUCGUGGUGUCCCUCAGCGCUGUUCCGAGCGAGGACGCGGAGGCAGGAGCUGAGCCCCAAGAGGAGAAGGAAGAGGAGGACGAGGACUUUGCUGAGGACGAUGACGAGUGUGACACCCCCAGCGCUGUUCCGAGCGAGGACGCGGAGGCAGGAGCUGAGCCCCAAGAGGAGAAGGAAGAGGAGGACGAGGACUUUGCUGAGGACGAUGACUUGGCCUACACGGACGAUCUGCGUGACGAGAACUACCACCCGUCCCUGGACAGCGACUCGGAGCCUCAGCGCCGCCAGAGCCAGCCCAAGUCUCGCAAGAAACCCAUCAAGGAGGAGAAGCCCCAGCAAGAACCUCCUCUGCCCAGCUCCAGCCCCUCAGAGGACAAGAGUGGACGGGUCAGCUGCAAGCGCCGAGCGCGGAUGAGCGCCGAGGACGUGGCCCAGAUCGGCCCCAAGAGGAUCAGGAAGGCGGCGAAACGGGAGAUCCUCCUGUGCGACUUCGAGGGCUGCGGCAAGAUCUUCUCCAACCGACAGUACCUGAACCACCACCAGAAGUAUCAGCACGUGCACCAGAAAACCUUCACCUGCUCCGAGCCAACGUGUGGCAAAUCCUUCAACUUCAAGAAGCACCUCAAGGAGCACGAGAAGCUCCACAGCGACAAACGGGAUUACAUCUGUGAGUUCUGCGCUCGCUCCUUCCGCACCAGCAGCAACUUGAUCAUCCACCGCCGCAUCCACACCGGGGAGAAGCCACUCCA
Molecule: messenger RNA, 860 nt
Organism: Acanthisitta chloris (rifleman)
Lineage: Eukaryota; Metazoa; Chordata; Aves; Passeriformes; Acanthisittidae
Product: zinc finger protein 692-like
Exons: 8
Biological process (GO): regulation of transcription by RNA polymerase II
Cellular component (GO): nucleus
Molecular function (GO): DNA-binding transcription factor activity, RNA polymerase II-specific; RNA polymerase II cis-regulatory region sequence-specific DNA binding
Source: RefSeq, a predicted model, not a curated record